CUCGUUCGUGGAGGGAGAAGAACGUCGGAAUAAAUGGGAUAAAUAAAGGCAAGUAUAGCAUUUAAAGGCACCGAGGCGUGACUAAGUAGGACUGGAGAAGAAAUCGGAGGAAAGUCCAAGUGUACCCUCACACAAAGAGGACACAACUCUAGUUUUCAUCUUAAAACGUUGUCAGUAGUUUCCCCUGUAUUGCACUCGCGAUGGUGCGGAAAAAGAACAGGUAUCUUUUGGCUGAGAUAAAUUUUGCAGAUGGACGAAAGACAAAAAGAGAUUUGAAAACUGAGGUUGUAUAUAGAAGUGUUCGUGAUGCGCUGCAGCUAGCCUUUGGUGACUAUGGAAUGGGUGUCCUGAAGUCAUCGUUAGUAGUGAAAUACUUGAAUCCAGAAACAAGCAUUGUGAUAGUGCGAGCUAAACGUGACUUCUACCGCAUGGCUCAGACAGCAUUGUCAUUAGUAAAGAAGAUAGACAACAUUGAUGCCUUUUUUCACCUUCUUCAUGUCGGAGGAACCAUUCGAGCAUGUCAGAAAUUUUUGAUCAGACACCACAGACGCCAGUUGCCAUUGUUGUUUCAGCAGUGUUCUACUCAAGAAGAAAGAAAAAGAGUUCAGCAAGCUGUGUUGUCCACCUGUGUUCAGAUGGAGAUGCAUAAAGCUGAAGAAAAGGAGAAAACUGUCAUGGAGAUCAUGGAAGAUGUGUAGUAAUGUGAAUAGAGUGACUGGUGAGUAAAAGGAGGAUUGAGUGUGUGUGUGAGGGGAAGGUGAGCAAGCAAAACUGAACAUGAGAAAGACAGUAAAAGUAUGAAAAUAAAAAUAAACCAUUUUAAAUUGA
Pomacea canaliculata is the source of this 828-nucleotide messenger RNA. RefSeq names its product ribonuclease P/MRP protein subunit POP5-like. Gene Ontology annotation, cellular component: ribonuclease P complex. The transcript is spliced from 6 exons. NCBI's taxonomy places the organism in Eukaryota, Metazoa, Mollusca, Gastropoda, Architaenioglossa, Ampullariidae. Gene Ontology annotation, biological process: tRNA 5'-leader removal. The record is from RefSeq and is a predicted model, not a curated record. Bases 201 to 698 code for a protein of 165 amino acids. Gene Ontology annotation, molecular function: ribonuclease P RNA binding.